AUUUAGUUACUGUUAUGCCAGCAUAUCCUCUCAGGCACACGGAGAGAGGUCACAGAUCCUUGGGCACCGGAUUUUGUACCAUAAGAAACUCGUCAACUAAAUAAUGGCUCAGCUCUCUCACGUUCCAAAGUUUGGCAAUUGGGACAAUGACAACGUUCCAUACACGGCAUAUUUUGAGCAUGCACGCAAAGAAAAAAGUGGGACGAUGGUGAACCCUAAUGACCCAAUGAAAAAUCCAGAGGCCUUCAACACGUGGACGAGAGUUGGGGAAAAUGUUGAUGCUGAUGAAGUGAUGGGUUCUCAUUCUCAUCAUAGCUACUCCCACAGCGUAAGUUCUUUGGAAAGUGGAAACCACACUCAUCGUCAUCAUGUGCAUCACAGAAGCAGGGGCAGUCAAGGUAGCUUCACAGCAGAGUUUGCGAGUGAACAGAGUCAUUUUGAUCACAAGAGGAGCAUCACCAAAGGAGGCACUAGCAUUAAGCGCUUCUCUUCCCCAAGUCAUAAUGGACACAAGAGUAAAAGCUCUUCCUUUAAUGACCAAGCGCACCAUCAUGCAGCAGCAAUACCCAAAUUUGGGACUUGGGAUGUGACAAACCCACAAUCAGGAGAGGGUUAUACUGCUAUAUUCACCAAAAUAAAAGAAGAAAAGCAAACUACGUCCAGGCAAUACCCCAGCAUAAGCCAUACCCCACCACUUAACAACUGUUCAAAUAUUAAGAAUCAAAAUGCUGUACCUUCCUCUUCCUUAUCCAAGUACUGUUGCUGUUUGUUUCCUGGUGAAAGCAAAUGAAAGCAGAAUCUAAUAAUGUUUGCACCACUUAAAUGUUUCUAUUUAUUCGGAAUAUUUAUCGUAUAUUCUUCACAAACUGUUCUAGCUAGUUUCAUUUACUUGAGCUUUUAUUGUCAUUAAUUCUAAUGCACAUUAUUUGUCGAUGUCGCAACUAAAGACAGCUUGGACAAACUUCUAUGAGGU
This is a messenger RNA of Cajanus cajan (pigeon pea), 973 nucleotides long. Its product is annotated as RPM1-interacting protein 4. Gene Ontology annotation, cellular component: plasma membrane. The record is from RefSeq and is a predicted model, not a curated record. Lineage: Eukaryota; Viridiplantae; Streptophyta; Magnoliopsida; Fabales; Fabaceae.